UCCAGGUAGAGUGGUCUUUUGAUGGAAAACUGUUAGACGAGUUACAGCUACAGUGCUAGAACUGGAAGUGAUCUGAAGAGAAAUGUGAUAUGAGCAGUAAUUUUUAGAAACGAACAUGAAGUCUAAAUCAAAUGAUAGUACAAGUGUGAAACGGAACCACAUCUGGCGUGUUCGAGGAAAUAUUUUCAUUGCUACGAUCUUUAUAAGUCUGUUAUGGAUUAACUCGGUUGAAGCUGAUUGUUCCUCGGAAACCUUCAACUUCACCACCGAAGUCAUCGUAAUCGAUGAUAUAUCGGCCACGCAAAUAAACAGCCCCAUUGCGAAUCAUGUUGUCACCGGUGUCGUUAAGGUAGCAGUUUCUCCUGGGUGUCAAACAUGUACACAGUACAUUGAAGCCAGUAUAAAUCCAGUCGGUGAACAGUCCAGAUUGAUAAUCAGUACAAAUGAAAAUUUUAAGGAUUAUCUGCAAACGGAAACAAUUGGUUCAUUCUAUUCCCUGCUCGAACUCACGUGUGAUACAGGUAGCCCCAAAACAAUCCGACUACAAGUGCGUCUUAAAGAAGAAAACUUACACGCACCGGAGUUCAAUAAACCGGAGUACAAAAUCUUGUUACCGUUGCCCCUUCCAGCGAACUUUGAUCUCACGCAGUUCGUAGACGAGGGAAAUGGAAUUGUUGCGGUGGAUUAUGACCUAACCAAGAAUCAGGUAAAAUUCACGGUGCAAGAAAACCCUUACAUCAUGGUUCAAACGCAGUCACUAACAACCGGAAAACAUUUCACGGCUAAACUGAUCACCAAACAAACGCUGGCUAGAAUUGAUAAUGAACUAGAACUGGUGAUCACCGGAACGGAUGAAGGUGACCCACCGAGAUCAGGAACAGCGGUGUUGAAAAUUUCAGGUGAUCCCACAGUUCCGUACAUAGAACCGCCUCAGUUUCUGCAACCGCUCUACAAAUACAGCUACAAACGGACGGAAACUUUUCCGACCAUCGAAGUUAGUCUUCGGACGAAUACGUUCGAUAGUGGUGUGACUUUCGCGGCGAGUGGCGAUGACAAGGAACUUUUCACGGUCAAUCCAAAAGUCGAUCGGAGCGGUGCUGUGGUCACGUUGAAUCCGGAAACGAACAUUCCCGAGACGAAAACUACUCUCAGUUUAAUCGUAACCGCUAGCAGACCAAACGCCGAACUGGACGGUAGGACGGCAAUUGUGGUAGAAAUUGAACCUGAAAUCAAAUUACUACCGUCAUUUGAACGGCCGAUCUACACCGGAAGUGUGGAUAGUACCAAAGUGGUCACCCUCGGUACUCCAAUCAGCUUGGUAGCAGAAACAAUAACCGAAGAAACGACGAUUCGUCUGACAGGAGAUGAUGCCCGGUACUUUACUGCGAAGAAAAAUUCGGAUCAUUUCAUCUUAUUGAAAGCAUCCGAUGAAUUGACAGAGGAAAUAUUGAAGCAGAAAUGCUACUUCCACUUUAGUAUUGAAGCGAUCAAAGAAAACGUUGGUUCUGGGGUUGCCCUUGUCAUAUUGGAGGUCGUCAAACAGAAUGUAAAUUUACCCAAAUUUGAACAGUUAUACUAUGAAGGAAAUGUUAGCGAAACUGGUGAUGUCGAUGUAACGCAAAUAAAAGUUUCCGAAGAUUCAUACGUGCCGGAAAUAGGUUUCACGUACACGGGAGAUAACGAUUUGUUUAGUUUUAUAGAAAAUGACAACGAAAUCACACUCGAAUCGAAGGAUAUUACUGAGGAGAAGCUAAAUGGUAAAUCGUACCUGUUGGUUAAAAUCAGUGCUUCUCUGGAUCAAACCGUUGUUGCUGAAACAAUUGUUCUGAUAAAAGUUAUCCGGACGCCAGUGAUCAUACCUAGGUUCAAAGAUGGCUUCCUUCAAGGAACACUGACAGCAGCCACAAACUCUUUAACUGAGUUGAAAGCGGUAAUAGAUGAGGAAACUUUCUUCGCUGGAACCGAGGUAAUCUUGAAAGAUCCUCACAAUCUGUUCCAGAUUCAGACCCCAGCAACUUCGAAUGAGAUCUUGAUCGUUCUACGCAGUCAGGUUCAGAUUCCAAAUGUUUCUUUUUUAACCUUGACUCUAGAAGCUAGCAAUCCUAAAUCGGUCACGGUUCAGUGUCUCAUCUGGGUAGAAGUGUUGCACGUGGCUCCCGUAUUUGAACAACUUUUGUACGAAGGUCAAAUCAACAGUGCCCUUGAAUUGGACGAACUGAAGCUACAAUUAAAACCGGGAACGUACGACAACACGGUCCAAUUCAGUUUGCUAGACGACGAUGCCGCCUUGUUCACUCACCGCACACUCGAAACGAAUGAACUGUUGAUCAGCCUAAAGGAACCGAUCACCGAAGAUGAUUUGCACAAUCGAAACAGUCUACGAUUUAAGGUACGAGCAGUCAAGCAAAACACGUUGGAAACCGUCGUUCCGGUGGUGAUACAAAUUGAAAAAGUUUCGGUCAAGAUUCCUAAAUUCGAAAAAGUUUUCUACAAAUCUGCCAUUGGCAGUGAUCUGCGUUUGAUUCCUUUCGAACCCAUUCAGCUGGUGGAGGAUACUUCGGCCGAAGGACUGUCGGUGACAAUUGGUUCGAGCGAAACGGACUUAUUCGAGGCAACAAUUACGGGUAGAACGGUCACGAUUAGACUGAAAGCUGACUUAACUCCGCAGGACGUUGUUGGUUUUAAAUCGUUCGAAUUUGUCAUUGAAGUAAGCAACCCUGGUGUAGGAUCCGGCUUUACAACCAUACUCAUCGAUAUAGUUCGGAUCGUGCCGGAAUUUACGAAAGUUGCAUACUCAGGAACAGUUAUGGAAGGUGCCAAGAUAAUUGUUUUUACCGAAAAUAUAGAGUUAAAAGAAGAGACGAACAUCGGCACCAUCAGCUAUGACAUUUCAGGUGAACAUAAAGAUUUGAUUAACUACGCGGUUAAUGAAGAUCUUAGUUUGAAGUUCUCUCUAAAAGAUGAAGUCACUACCGAGCAGUUGAAAGGAUACUCCCAAAUCAAUUUCGUGGUUCAAGCUAUCAAUCCGGGUAGCUCCGUAGCGUUCACCAGUAUUACGGUCACUAUCUUGCGACCUGUUGCGGCAACUUUCGAAAAAUCAUCUUACCUGGGAACACUGACAGAAGGUCAAAACGUUGUUCACUACGAAACAGAUACAAUUAAACUACUGGACGGAGCUGAACCUUCAUUCACUUCCACCGAUGAAGAUUUUAACCUAUUUGACAUUUCCAUCGAACCGGAAUCGAACGUUAUUCAGACCAGUUUGAAACCCACGGUCAUCUGGAACCAAAUUCGUCACCGGCACUAUCUGAAAUUUACACUACAAGCCAUAAAUCCCGGAGCUGCGGCAACUUCAACGACAGUAAUCGUAGAUAUCGUCAACCUUCCCAUUCCUACUCCCGUGUUUAGCAAGUCGAUCUACCGAGGUUCGCUCCAGAAGGGUACGAGCGAAAUUGCGUUCCCGGCUCCGGAAAUCAUCACACUAGAUUCGAGCACCAUAACGGCCACUUUCACUUACAAACUGAUCGAGAAUGACUACCAGCUGUUCGAGGUGAUACGCGAAGACAACAAAUUCAAGGUAGUCCUGGAAGCGUCCGUCACCGAGCAGGAUUACGAUGGACGUGAUCUGUUAAGUUUCCAGAUUGUAGCUAACAACCAGUAUGGCGAGACGGAUACAACCACGGUUUUGAUCACCAUUCCAGUGGAGAAUGUAAUCACACCGGUUUUCAGGGAAGUUUUAUACAAAGGUUCAAUACAAGAAGGUUCCACAGGAAUAAUCCAGUUGACGGAAAUUGCAUUCCAGCAAGGAACAUCCACCGAUCUAACGGAGAUCGGCUUGGUUGGUGGUGAUUCCGACUGGUUCGAGGCGACUAUUGCGGAGUCUAGGGUAAUCGUUCGGGUCAAAAAUGGUAUCGAUAUCCAAUGGGAUCAGAUCCGCGAUCGGAAUGUUUUGGGUUUUAUGAUUCAAGCAACGAAUCCAGGAAGUUCCGCUGCAAGUGCUUUCUCCCUGCUAGACAUUGAACGUGCGUCAAUUGUUUCCCCGAUAUUCAAGAGUUCGACGUUCCAGGGUUAUUUGGAAGACGGUUCCCGGGAUGUGAAGUUCCCCCAGGAUGGAUCCAUCGAGCUGGAGGAGGGCAGUUUACUUCAAGGGUACAGUGUAUCGAUUGUAGAUAAUGAUUAUCAAUUGUUUGAAUAUGCCAUGGAAAACAAUCAAGUGCGUGUGUCACUGAAGAGUACGGUUACCGAUCAGGACUUGGUUAACAAACUGUAUCUGAGAUUUACUGUGAUCGCAACUAAUCCAGGUAGUUACAAAGCGACGGCAGCUGUUGUGGUUGAUUUGAGACGAGAGACGACCCCCAUCAAUGCUCCCCUGUUCGAGCAUAACAUUUACCAAGGAACCAUUGGAAACGAUUACACACUGAAUCUGGAAACUUCGAUUCGAGUAACCGAGGGAACAUAUUCGGAAGAUGUCAUAUUGCAAUUGGUUGACUCGAACAGUGAACUUCUACGAGUCGUUCAGAAUGACCGGGAAGCAGUCGUAAGACUUUCCCGAACGAUCACAGCCGAGGAUCUGAAACAAUUUAACAACUUACACGCUACCAUUCGAGCCGUCAACGAUCAAGCUGCCGUCAGUACUUGCUUUCUUAUUGUGACACUACCGGACGACGAAGUUGAACCUUGCACGACCACUCCUCAUGUUAUUGAGUGCACGGAUUGCUACGAUUGUUCCACCGGUGAGCCCCUGGACGAUGUGCCAUUCUUCCCGUAUGGAAACUACGAGUUUAAUUUGAAAAGUGACAGCACAGGCGCAAUAGGAACUGUACGUGCAUCCGUGAAGGACCCGUCCGUCAUGCUGGAGCAUAUGGCAGUCUUCAAUGAUGCAUACCUAAAACCAAAGGUUAGUCUCCUGUCGGAUGGAAUGCUUCAUUUAUUGGAAUCUCUGCUACCGAAUCAAUAUACCUUCAUUGUUGUCGCACUGAAUUCAGCCGCUGGAAAGCAAACGAGUGUUAGCGUCACCUUGGAUGUCACCCAAAUCGCCGAGUGCCCAUCGAUUCCCGGUGUCCCGAUAACCACAGUAGAAAAGCUGCUGAAAAUCGAGGCUCUUGCAGAAGAAACGAACCAUCCCAAUAUUUUCCCGUCGAAGCUGGCCAAUUGUGAAUACGAAUUAAUCGAUGAAAGACCUUUCAUGGGGUAUCAUUAUUUCUCGAUCGACACCACCAGGAACUGGCUCACUGCCGAGCGGUUCGAUCGCGAAAAUUCAACUCUCUUCGAAGGUAUGACAGUUCCCCAGUUCCAGCUUAGAUUGCACCUUAAAUGCCCUCCUGAUCAACAACAGUCCAACCGAAUAGAGAAACGAUCGUUGGUGGAUACCAAUGACCUUAACUUCGCUCGGGACGUAACAGUCAUUAACGUCAUCGUAGUCGAUAUCAACGAUAACGAUCCUCGAUUUGUCAGUCCAACUACCGGAGAGGAUUACCAUCUAGGGUUUCCAACUUCCGCGAUCGCAAACGAUCUGUUGCUGCCUCAAUUGAUUACGGUCCGAGCAAACGAUCCCGAUGAAGGUCUCAAUGCCAAGAUCCGGUUCAGUUUGAACAGCUAUGAUGACUUUGGGAUCGAUCCAGACGAAGGAGUGAUCUAUGCCACGAAGGAUGCAAUGAAGUCGAGUGCCUUGGUCAGAUUGGUGGUCACCGCAACGGAUCUGGACGGGUCUGCCGAUGGCAGAAGCUCGCAGCUGACAAUGAAUGUGCACCGCUUGGAGGAAGAUAAUCUGGUUGCGAUGAUUGUAGAUGAUUCAACGGACGGAGGAAUGGUGAUUGAUCGAAUCAAUCAAAACACAAAAGGCAUUCGACUAAAAGUGCUAAUGGAAGCGAGAGUUCCUUCAACGGAUGACACUUCUAAAAGUAGAUCCAGUGGAAAAAUCGAACCCAGAACUGCUCUGCGUAUGAUUGUCUAUGCAUUCGACAUCCGAAAUGACCUGCAGGAUUCGAACACAAUCAAAGAAAUCAUUCAGUCGUCGGAUCUAUCGGACAGUAUUACUUCGGAUGGGUACAAGGACGUUGUUUGUAUCGACUCUGGAGGUGAAUGCAGUGCACUAGAAAGUUUGGAAUCAACCAGGACCGGACUGAUCGUGGCCACUUCCGUGCUCGGGGCGCUGUUCCUGAUAAGCGCAGGACUGGCUGUAUUUUUAUAUCUGUACUUUGUACGUCCACUCCAAAAAACUACAACGAAUCCAUCGGACAUCGUUCAGCUGGAAAACGAUUUUGAUAUAUCACUUCCUCCGACACCACCAAAGUAUGGGGCGAGAAAAAUGAUCGAUGAAACCCCGAAGUCCGACGAUGACGACGACGACGACGCCGACGACCGGAAAAUAUCGAUUCAGAUCAGUGGUGUUACAGAUCAGGGUAAGUUAGAAUCCGAGGACUCCAAAAUUCCGCUGGACCGAUUGGCCAGCUCGCUGGAUGGUCAGCUAGAAAAACUGGACGAAUACGGUUCCGUCUCGUCGAGGUCAACGCUGAAAGACAGCACAACUCCAUCGGAACCGAAAAAUGUCAAAUUCAACGAACUGGUCGAACGGAUAGAAGUCGUCGAGCAUCACUCGGACCCGGAGGAUGCCGACAGUGAUUCGGUCUACAACGAACGUCUGUAGCAUAGGGGUAUUUGGUUAAUUUUCUAGCUGUUGUAUGCAAACAUUUUCCGAUAGUUAUUAAAGUUAAAGUAGUAAGCUUUUUCAA
Molecule: messenger RNA, 6731 nt
Organism: Malaya genurostris
Lineage: Eukaryota; Metazoa; Arthropoda; Insecta; Diptera; Culicidae
Exons: 8
Coding region: 116-6646 (2176 amino acids)
Biological process (GO): homophilic cell-cell adhesion
Cellular component (GO): plasma membrane
Molecular function (GO): calcium ion binding
Source: RefSeq, a predicted model, not a curated record